AUGGAUGAUGAUAUUAUGAACAAUAAUGUUAUGAAUAAUAAUAUUAUGAACAAUGAUGCUACUAGUCUUGGUAAUAUUUCAAAUGAUUCCAUUUUGGCUUCAGAAGCAAAUUCCAAACAAACAGAGACAACGCAAUCAUCAUAUAAAAGAGCUCAUGAAAUGAAGGCUCACCUUGCACUGAAAUGUAAAAGAAGAAUUGUGUGUUCUGAUAUCUCAUUUUCUGCCUUUGAUUCUCCUUAUUUUGAGAAUUUUACAAAGUUAUUAAACCCAGAGUAUAAUUCACCUAAGAGAGCUACAUUGGCAACAUCAAUCUUGGAUGUAGAAGCAGCGAACAUAACACUAAAAAUAGAGAAAGAACUAUUGAAAUCUAAAAAUCUAAUGCUGUGUGUAGACAGUUGGUGCAGUCCAUUAAAACAUAGCAUAUAUGCCUUUGUGAUAAUGAUGGAUGAGAAGAAACAAUAUAUUUAUUCUUUACGUGAUUUUUUAAUGUCCUCUCAUAUGGCAAAUUUUAAUGCUAAAAGAAUAAGAGAAGUAAUAGAAAAUGUUGGACCUAAAAAAUUUGUGCAGUGUAUCUGUCAUUUACCUCAUGCACGAGCUAUUCUUUUUAACUGUCAAACAGUCAUAAAGUUUUUGAGGAAUUCUUAUAUUGCUGGUGCUACCCUUAAUCAAGAAAUUAUAUCUACUUUCACUGUUGGUAGAAAUUUAAAAUCAAGCACUAAAACCUGGUGGUCAACAGUUUUAGAACAAGAUCCUCAAAUUUUUAAUCAGGCGAGCACUGUAAAAGAGUUAAUUGAACAAUUGCGAGAUAUUCUCCACCCAGUAAAAUGGGCUGUAAAAAAUGUGGAGUUUCGAACCACCUUGUUAGCUAAUAUGUUUGUUGAACUAGUAAAAAUGGCAAUCACAAUCAAAGAAACUUCUUGGAUGUCUAUAGAAAUAAAAAAACAUGAAGAUCAUAUUAAAAGCCUUGCUCUAAAAAUACAUUCUAUUUCACCCCAUAAUGCUGCCUGUGAGCGUGUUUUUAGCAUUCAAGGAUGGUAUUUCAGAAAAAGAAGAACUAGAUUAAGUCUUAGUCGUCUAGAAAUUAUAACCCAGAUGCAUUCAUUUUUGGUUGAGAAUGCUAAGUUAGAGCUUAAUUAUGUGGAUCCAAAUCUUUACCAAGAGGAUUUCGUAUCAAUUUUUAAUAAAAUCUCAAGUUCUAUUGAAGAUGGCACUGAUUUAUUUAGUGAAGAAGAUUUGUUUUCUAUUCAGAAAGAAACUACAGAAGAACCUACAGAAGAACUGAUAGAAGAUACAAAAGAUCUCCUAGAAGAGAAUUUAGCUGGAGAAAAUUCUAUAAAUUUAGCAAUCGAAAUCUUAUAA
Messenger RNA from Cetraspora pellucida, 1359 nucleotides. NCBI's taxonomy places the organism in Eukaryota, Fungi, Glomeromycota, Glomeromycetes, Diversisporales, Gigasporaceae. The record is from the annotation of a GenBank genome assembly.